Molecule: messenger RNA, 3936 nt
Organism: Closterium sp. NIES-65
Lineage: Eukaryota; Viridiplantae; Streptophyta; Zygnematophyceae; Desmidiales; Closteriaceae
Source: the annotation of a GenBank genome assembly
AUGUACAUCACUCUGUACUUCCUAGUCACUCGCCUCCCUAACUCCCUUCGCGUAGUCAGGGACCACUUUCUCUCAGUCUGUCCCACCACGCUCACCGUAGACCUCCUCGAAAAGACCCUCCUAGCAAUAGAGAAGAGCAUCGUCGCUGUAGGAGCCUCUCGAGGUGACCCGCGCACCCCCAUCUUUGAAGGGUGUUCUCCCUCCCCCCUGCUGCCCUCUGUUGCCUUUGCUGCUGCGGCCGACCUCCUUGGUCUUGAGUCGGUCGGCGCGGCGUCUGCCCCUAGCGGGAGACGCCGCCCUGGCAAGGGCAAGGGGGGCAAGGGAGCUGGAGGAGCGGGCGGUGGAGGUGGAGGUGGAGGCGGUGGGGGGAGUGGGGGUGGCGGUGGGAGUGGAGGUGGGGGUGGAGGGGUCGGUGGCGGCAGUGGAGGCGGAGGCGGCGGCGGCGGUGGCGGUGGGAGCGGAGGUGGCGGAGGAGGCAGCGGUGGAGGCGGCGGCGGAGGCGGCGGCACUGGUGGAGGCAGCGGAGGAGGCGGAGGCGGUGGGGGUGGCGGUGGAGCUGGUCACGGGUCCUCGCAGAGGAGUGGCUCCGGUAGUGACGCGCGCCAGCAGCAGCAGCGCGGUCGUGAGACCCUGUCCCCUCAGCAGCUCCGUGAGUGGUACACUGCACGCCAGCGGGGUGGGGGUUUUGGUCCGUGCACCUACGUCCUGCGCACCGGCGACCGUGCGGGUGAGCAGGCGGGUGUGGCCAUCUUUGAUCUUGACUUUGAUGCUAUUGUUUCUGCCAUGUAUGCUGUGUCUAUUAGUGAUGAGGGUGACUGUUACCGGUGUUUCCCGCCUGAUCCGGGCAUUGAGACUGCUACUCUAGGUACUGGUACGACUGCUGCCCUAGGUGCGUGCGACGCUGCUGCUCUAGGUGCUGGUGUGUCUGCGUCCUCAGGUACUGGUGAGUCUGCGCUCUCAGGUACUACGUCGGCUUCGGCCUCCCUCACCUUCACCCUUGACACUGGGGCGUCUCGCUCCUUCUUUCGAGACCGCACCACACUCACGCCACUUAGUCGGUCGAUUGCGGUGUCUCUGGCUGACCCCUCUGGGGGUCCUGUCCUGUCUCGCUUCUCCACAGUCCUCCCUUGUCCGGCGGCUCCCUCUGGCACCCUGUCUGGUCUCUACCUCCCCUCGUUCUCGACGAACCUGGUGAGUGGUGCUGACCUACAGGAUGCGGGGGUCCACCAGUUUACUCCUGCGCGUCGGAGAGUGACCCACUGUACAGAGGCUGGCACAGGCCGCCACCUGGCUACGUUCACCCGUCAGCCGGGGUCGAGCCUGUACACUCUGACCACUGCGUCCUCUCCAGUUGCUGAAUCUGAUAGGGUAGCUGCGUCGGGUCAGGUGUUUGUUGCGGCGUCCACGUCUGGUCCUGAGUCUGCCCCCUGUUCGUGUCGUCUCCUGUCUCACGAGACUCUCCUCUCGCACCACCGCCUUGGCCACCCCUCUCUGCUUCGGCUCAGAGGCAUGGCCUCACGUCUUCUUGUGUCUGGUCCCCCCCGGUCCCUCCCUCCCCUUCCUCAGGGCUCUGGCCGUGCCUGUGUCCCCUGUGUCGAGGGGCGCCAGCGUGUUGCCCCUCACUCCUCCCAAGGCAGAGAGUUUUCCUCUCGCCUUCUGCGAGCCUUCUGUCGUGCACGAGGCAUCCGUCAAACCUUCACGCUUCCGGACUCACCGCAGCAAAAUGGGAUUGCAGAGCGCCGCAUUGGCAUGGUCAUGGACGUCGCUCGUACGUCUAUGAUGCAUGCGGCUACCCCCCAUUUUCUGUGGCCGUUUGCGGUCAGGUACGCGGCGUAUCAGCUCAACCUCCACCCCAGGGUCUCCAGGCCGGAGACCUCCCCAGCCUUGCUGUGGACGGGGAAGGUUGGCGAUGCGUCGGCGUUCCGGCACCCCACCUCUUGCCGUCUUCUGUCCUCCCAGGACGUCACGUUUGACGAGUCGGUCCCCUACUACCGCCUCUUCCCCUACCGCACUCCGUCUCUCCCCCCACCCCCACUCUUCCUGGUACCAGGUCCCCCUCAGGUAGACCCCUUGCCCCCUCAGGGUCCUGCCCCUUCAAGUGUGUCCCACGUAGACGCAGUCGAGCUUGUCGAGGUCACUGGUGACUCUGGUGUUGCUAAGGGUGCUGCCGCUGGGGGUGUUGAGCCUGGGGCUGCUGGACCUGGGGGUGCGGGGCCUGGGGGUGCUGCGUCUGGGGGUGUUGAGCCUGGGGGUGCUGAGCCUGGGGGUACUACGUCUAGGGGUGCUGAGCCUGGGGGUGCUGAGCGUGGGCUUACUGAGCCGGGGGGUGCUACGCCUGUGGGUACUGCGUGUGGAGGUGCUCCACCUGGAGGUUCUCCGGGUUCGUCUCGCCGGGAGCCACUCUCUCCACAGGAGCUGCGCGAGUGUACUGGAGCUGCUGGGCCUGCGGGUUCGACUGAAGCUGGUGCUGCUGCGGGUGUUGGCGCUGAGACUGCCGGUGGCGGUCCUGCUGGAGGUGCUCCUGGUGCUGCUGGAGGUUCUGGAGCUGCUGGAGGUGCUGCUGGAGCGGGUGCUCCUACUGAGGGUACUGGUGGUGUCCCUGCUGCUUCUGGCGUUGCCAUGCGGCCUCGACCGUACUUCGUUCCACUCCUUCAGCACCGUCGUGAGCCUGCGUCUCGCCCUACGUCGCCUGUCCGUCCUACUCGCGCUAGUGGUCGUAGUUCGUGUGAGCGUCCUCCUCCUGUCCCUGGCACGCACCGGAUGUCUCUGCGUCCGUCCAUUGCUCCUCUGCGUGCCCCUUUGCCUUCUCCUCCUGAGUCCUCUCUUCCUGCUCUUCCCGACCCGGAGUCGGACUCUCUUCGUGCUGCCAGUCCUACUCUCACGCGUCUCCUGGCUACUAUCGUCACUGACCCUUCUUUUGAGUCUACUGCUGCGUCUGCUCUAGUUGCUGAGCUCGUCGGAUUUGCUGCUCGUUGUCGCUUAGACUACGCUGCGAGUCUUGUCGCUGAGUCUGAGUCUGCAGCUAUGGAUGCAGAGAUGGCUUCCUGGAAGUCCACAGGCACCUACGUUGACGCUGUCCCCCCUCAUGGGGCGAACAUCGUCAGUGGCAUGUGGAUCUUUAGGGUGAAGCGGCCGCCGGGUUCUCCGUCUGUCUUCAAGGCGCGUUACGCGCCACGUGAGUGGCACGACACACUGAGGACUACGCUUGCGGCUCUUGGGUUUGCUCCUUCUACUGCCGACCCGUCGCUGUUUCUGCGCACCGACACCUCUCUGCCGCCGUUCUACAUCCUCGUAAACGUCGACGACUUGGUUUUCGCCACAGCUGACACUGCUGGACUCGCCUACGUUAAGUCCGAGCUGCAGAAGAGACACACGUGCACAGACCUGGGUGAACUGCGCAGCUACCUUGGCUUGCAGAUCACCCGGGACAGAGCACGCCGCACCAUUACCCUGACUCAGUCACACAUGGUGCAGCAGGUCCUUCAGCGCUUCGGCUUCACGUACUCCUCGCCUCGGGCCACUCCUCUACCUACUCGCCACUCGGUCUCAGCCCUGCCUUCGGAUGAGUCCGUAGAGUCGAUUGUAGAGGCUGAGAUCUACGCCGGGGCCAUGGCUGCACAGGAGCUUCGCUGGCUCACCUACCUACUGACCGACCUUGGAGAGCCGCCUCGUUCUCCUCCAGUCCUGUACGUAGACAACAAGGCCAUGCUGGCCUUGUGUCGAGAGCAGCGACUGGAGCACAGAACAAAGCACAUUGCUCUCCGCUACUUCCUUGCUCGUGAGCUACAGCAGCGUGGACAGUUGCGGCUUGCGGACGUGGCCUCUGAGGCCAACACUGCUGAUGUCUUCACCAAGGCACUUGUGCCUUGUGAUCAUCAGCGCUUCUGUACUCAGCUGGAUCUUGUGCCCGUCUUGCCUCACUUGCUCUCCUCUUGA